AUGUAUCAGGCUCAGUUAAAUUCUCAAGGUGAAAUACAUCCUAAUCUAUGGGCGUGGAUAAAUUAUAUUAAGGGGUCAGAAGAAUCUGUAAUGGUACGACAUGAACAAGAACAAUGUCAACAAAGAAGUACACGUCUCAGAAAGGCAAGAUCAGUACAUAAUGAUGCUGUAUUGAUUGCUGCCAAACAAAAUUAUAUGUAUGAUCAUAUAGAUCUAGAAGAUUUACAGAAAUUGUUAAGAUCAUUAAGUCAUCGUUAUAUCAAAAAGUUACUUAUCAUUUACUAUACUGAAACUGCAAUCCAUUCAAAAGUAGAAGCAAUGCCGGAAAAUAUUGUUCAAAUUAGUGACAUGGGCAACAAGAACAACGAUGGAAUUGCUAAUUUAGCUUAUGACGGCGAUACCAAUGAUAUUCGUGUAUCAAUAAUAAAUGACGGAAUUAAUACUGUUACUUUGACAGGCGAUUCGAAAAUGCAUUUAAAUUGGCGUUCAAAAUUAAAGAAUUUAUAUAAAAAUUAUAGAUGGAGAAUGAGUCAUUAUUUUUACAUUCAUCUGGCGAUAUUUAUUUGUAACACGUUUACAUGUGGUCUUAUUGUGUGGCUUAUUGAAAAUCGUACCGUAUCUUAUAUGGAUGCUUGGUUUCUCAGUAGUACUUGUGUUUUUACAUGUGGUUUGACAACAUAUGAUUUUGCAAUAUUAAGAAAAGAAUCACAGAUUGUAUUACUAAUGUUUACCUGGAUAUCGGGGAUCACCGUCUCGACCAUACCAGCAAUUAUCAUUAAAAUUUAUAUAGCUAAACGUGAAAUACGUUCACGAACAAAUACCGCGACCGCGGCACAGAAACAACAACGAGAACCAGAGAGGGAAGAUGAUUUACCUGUUAAAAAAUUUCUCAGUAAACAUUUGAAUAGUGCAUUAGAAGCAAAAAUAAAAUCAUUGCCAAAUGCGGACGAGAUACGAAUAACAGCAUAUAUUAUAUUGAUUGUUCUUAUUCUUUCAAUAUGUUUUACUAUUUAUUUAAUAACAUUUAUUUCUAUUGGAUUAUACUUCAAAUACAAAUGUAGUCCAGAAAAAUUACUCCAAAAAAAUGUAACGCUAAAUCCAUUUUAUGCAUCAUUCGUUCUAACAUUAACCGGUUUUAACCAAAAUGGUCUAUCACCAUGGUGA
Molecule: messenger RNA, 1164 nt
Organism: Didymodactylos carnosus
Lineage: Eukaryota; Metazoa; Rotifera; Eurotatoria; Philodinida; Philodinidae
Source: the annotation of a GenBank genome assembly